CCGGAAGUGAAUGAUAUCUACCUUGACACGUAUGUAGCUAGCCGAGCUGGCUGUGUUUUUCAGUGCUGUGUACACCGACUGCUGAAGGCCACUCACCAUGUCUGGGUUUGAGAGCUUCAACACAGACUUCUACCAGUCUCCUUACAACGUAGACGACCAGAGCCAGGGCAGUUACAGCUACAGCAAUGCAGAAGAUCCAUACAAGCAGUACGGUCAGUACGAUUACUCACAGCCGAUGGGAUACAGCGCGCCGCCGAUGAUGCAGCCUCAGCAGCCUUACACGGGACAGAUCUAUCAGCCCACGCCUGCGUUCACACCCGCCACCUCGCAGUCCAUGUACGGCAGCAGCUUUGAGGAUGAGCCACCACUGCUGGAGGAGCUGGGAAUCAAUUUCGACCACAUCUGGCAGAAGACGCUGACGGUGCUGCACCCCAUGAAGGCAGCAGAUGGCAGCAUAAUGAAUGAAACGGAUCUGACCGGUCCCAUGGUGUUCUGCCUGGCCUUCGGGGCUACGCUUCUGCUCACGGGUAAGAUCCAGUUCGGCUACGUGUACGGGAUUAGUGCCAUUGGCUGCCUGGGCAUGUACUGCCUCCUGAACCUCAUGAGCAUGACAGGCGUUUCGUUCGGCUGCGUAGCCAGCGUCCUGGGGUACUGUCUGCUACCCAUGAUUCUCCUCUCCAGCUUCGGCGUGGUCUUCUCCUUACAAGGUUUGCUGGGAAUCGUUUUAACGGCCGCCAUCAUCGGCUGGUGCAGCUUUUCCGCCUCGAAGAUCUUCAUCUCGGCUCUCGCGAUGGACGGCCAGCAGCUGCUCGUGGCUUACCCCUGCGCUCUGCUCUACGGGGUUUUUGCCCUCAUCUCCGUAUUCUGAACUUUCUCUACAGGAAACACAACACACCACCACACACACACACACACACACACACACACACACACACACACACACACACACACACACACUUACUCGUUCUCAACAGCCGCUUUGAAACACAGUGCUCAGACCAAGCCACGCUCCGGCUAAGCCGUGAACAUCCUCAGCAUUUAGCACAUUCCCUCUUUAACAUCUUUCUUUCUGUCAGCCCUGUUUAUUCCAGCAUCCCUCUUUACUCCAUAUCUUUAGUUUUAUCAUUUCAGAUUUAUUAGAUUUUUUUUUCUUCUUGUUUAGACUAAUGAAACUAAAUAAAAUGGCUCUCCAAAGGCUGAAAAUGGACCAGAGGCAUGUAUAGUGAAUUAUUAUGUGUAAUCAAACCGCAUUUCUGUCUCCUUCAGCGCAAUUGUGUCACUGUAGAACCCUUUAUUUUCUUUUCUUUUUUUUGAAAAUAAACAGUCACUGAAAUGGACAGAGCCCCGGAAACCUGAUCGUUGAAAUGUCUUGUAGUCCAGAACAAGUCACAGCUCUUAUUCUGGCACAAAUAUGAACCUCUUGUGGGUUUUUUUUUUUAUUUAAUUUUUUUUGUAUUUGCUCAUUUUUGCUGAGACAUUGCCAUAAGGUCUUUGGUUUCUUUUGCUAUUUGAAAGGCAGGUAAUAACUCUGCACAAGCGUACACUGCACUUCAGUACAAGCGUCUGGUUUUGCUCUUUGUUCGACUUUGUACAGUAAAUGUCAGGGAGCCGAGGUCACACGGCCGAGCCGCCCACGAUAUUUAUACACCAUGUCAUUUGUUUUCUUUUGUACGUCUAGGAGAGUCCAAUGGUUUUUAUCUCUUCUGUGAAAAGUCAGUUAGACAAUGGUUGAGUGUUACACUUGUGUUGUUUCACACGCCAUGUUUCCAAAAUAAAUGGGUUGAAGAUGU
Messenger RNA from Ictalurus furcatus (blue catfish), 1790 nucleotides. RefSeq names its product Yip1 domain family, member 5 (gene yipf5). Gene Ontology annotation, cellular component: membrane; trans-Golgi network. The transcript has 6 exons. The record is from RefSeq and is a predicted model, not a curated record. Bases 98 to 868 code for a protein of 256 amino acids. Lineage: Eukaryota; Metazoa; Chordata; Actinopteri; Siluriformes; Ictaluridae. Gene Ontology annotation, biological process: vesicle fusion with Golgi apparatus; endoplasmic reticulum to Golgi vesicle-mediated transport; regulation of ER to Golgi vesicle-mediated transport.